This is a messenger RNA of Paramacrobiotus metropolitanus, 4104 nucleotides long. RefSeq names its product tubulin-specific chaperone D-like. The transcript is spliced from 28 exons. Gene Ontology annotation, biological process: adherens junction assembly; microtubule cytoskeleton organization; bicellular tight junction assembly. Gene Ontology annotation, molecular function: GTPase activator activity; beta-tubulin binding. The record is from RefSeq and is a predicted model, not a curated record. Gene Ontology annotation, cellular component: lateral plasma membrane. Bases 196 to 3816 code for a protein of 1206 amino acids. NCBI's taxonomy places the organism in Eukaryota, Metazoa, Tardigrada, Eutardigrada, Parachela, Macrobiotidae.
GUCACACAGAAAGUGCAACGAAAAAUUCUUGCAAAGAAAUUUUUUGUCAGUGUAAUUUGUACCGUAGUUGUGAGCUGUCUUUAGAUUUUCUACGAGCCGACUCGUAUCGUUUCCAGUUUCAGUUUCUGUGAAGAUGGUGUAAAACCUAUUUGAGAGCCUGAAAAUUGUACUGUGAUCUGGGUUUACAGCAUAAAAAUGGCGAACUCUGAUUAUCAGCAGGAAAUGUUGCAGUAUUUUGGAGAUCCACCGACUAAUCCCGCAGCUGAGCCGUCGACUGCGGCGGAUGAUGGCGAUCGCGAAGCGGGCGAAACAGACAACGAGAAUAUGUCAUUCUCCCUGCGCCAAUUCCACGAUGACGGCUUCAUCGACAGUCUGAUUAAGAGCAUUCCGUCCAUCGCAUUGAAUCCGAGCGACGUGGAGCGUCAAACGUAUCGCCUGAAGGACAUUCUGGAUCGCUACCAGGAACAGCCACAACUCGUGGAUCCUUUCCUGGGAAGAUGGGUACAGGAGCUGAUCGUUUAUGUGAAAGCCUAUGCAGACGAACCGUCGGAGUCCAGCAAGAAAACUGCGAACCUCAGCCUGACGGUUCUGCGCUUACUGACCAAGCUGCGUGGAUACAAAGUCAUCAUAAAAUUCCUGCCGCACAGUGUUGCGGAUGUCGAACAAUCGCUCGGAUUGGUUGAAGAAUUUAUGAAGCCAGUUAACAGUAUGUUUGAAGACUGGGAGCAGCAGUACAUGUUGUUGCUGUGGCUGUCGAUUGCCGUGCAGAUUCCCUUCGACUUAAAGAAAUUAACCGAUCUCGACGAUAUUGGUACACCUAGAAGCAUCGAAGCCAGGAUCUUCCAUAUCUGUCAGGUUUUUAUUACGGUUUCGGAAAAGACUCGCGACGCUGCGGCGUACUUGCUGUCUCGCUUCGUAACCCGACCUGAUAUGCUGCCGACCUAUGGAAAACAGAUGAUUGAUUACCUGUUGAAGACGUUAGAAUCUGCGAAAAGCGCUGAUGUGGUGAAGCAGCCGCACAUUUUGUGUGGUGGUUUGGCGGGAAUCGCCAUGAUCUUCAAAUCGGGCACACGAUCUCAUCUUUGCAGUUUAGCUGAAGAUUGCCUGCCAAGAUUGAUCGAGCUGGGCUUACUGGAUUCCCAGUUCAGCAUGGUGCGGAAGUACUGCACCAAGGCAUUUCAGCGGCUAGCAUUGACCUUCCUGCCUACGAAACUUCCUACAUGGCGAUAUAAACGCGGAUUUCGCAGCCUGGAGGAUAAUAUGGCUCCUGGCAAUCUUGGAGCGGGUGAUGUUCGUCCGAAUCCUAUGGGAAACGGCGUACAUUCGCCAUUUGAGGAAAGUGAAACGGAAGUGUCGGCAUAUGUGGAACAAGUUAUUGGUUUAUUGCUGCAAAGUUUAAAUGAUGCUGAUGGAAUUAUACGGUGGUCGGCUGCAAAAGGAAUUGGGCGAAUUUCGGAGCGCCUACCACAGGGAUUUGCCGAAGAUGUUCUGAACGGUGUGCUGAAUCUGUUUUCGUAUGAACGAUCGGAAAACGCCUGGCAUGGAGGAUGUCUGGCGUUGGCGGAGCUAAGUCGACGCGGCGCAUUGCUUCCUUUGAGAUUUAGUGAUGUGAUGCCGGUGGUUUUGAAAGCCCUGUUAUACGAAGAACUGCGUGGGACAUAUGCGGUUGGAAGCACCGUGCGUGAUGCCGCUUGUUAUGUCUGUUGGGCUUUUGCGCGAGCUUACGAACCAAAGGAUUUAGAAGAGUUUGUUAUGGAUGUUGCAAAGCAUUUGGUUCUAACUGCACUGUUUGACCGCAGUGUCAACUGCCGUCGUGCGGCAUCCGCUGCUUUUCAGGAACAUGUUGGUAGACAGGGCAAUUUUCCUCGUGGAUUAGAUAUAAUUCCGAUCUUGGAUUUUGAAUCGCUAGGCCGGCGUUCGAAUACGUACAUGAAGCUAAGCCCCAUCAUAGCAAAGUAUCAGGAGUAUACUUCCGUUAUACUGGACUUCUUGCUUUCUCAUCGUCUUGCUCACUGGGACGUUGCUGUUCGCGAAUUAGCUGCCCAAACACUGUUCUCAUUGACACCUGUUGCACCGGACUACAUGAAACAUUGCGUUGCACCUGAGUUACUGAAACGAAUCGGAAGUAACCAUAUAUUUACUCGGCACGGAGCAAUGAUUGGCUUAGGAUACAUCUGUGAAGGACUGCAUAAUUGUGGGCAGUUUGAUGAUUACCUUGCUAGUCAGGUUGAAUCUGUGAUACUUCAGAUCAAUCCAAAAGAUGUGUUUCGCGGUUUUGGUCAUGAAUUAAUCCGCCAGGCUGUGAUGAGUUUAAUCUCCCGAGUAAGCAAUGCUGAACUGCCGCUUCAUAACAAACCCCAUUUAUUAGGCCAAAUGGUCGAACUGGUUCAGUCGAGUGUCGUUGCGGACAAUCCAAAAAUCCAGGAAAUUGCAGUUAACACACUGCAGUCGUUACUGAAGACAUACGGCACUUGUAUGUCUCCGUCUGAUCAGAACCGCACCUUGCAAGAAGCCUGUCUGGAUCAAGUGCUGCAUAAUGUGAAAUCUUCAUCAGAGCUUAUGAGACGAUACUCGGUGUUGGUCCUGUCCGUGUUCUCCGCCGAAUUCGCUACAAAAAAUCUUAGCGUGAUUACCAAUACGAUUGCGUCCAUUUGUCCACGGUCAUCGUGUCCGGAGCCGCAGUGGGUGGAUUGCCGGCGAAACUGCUGCCGGUCACUCGAUAGGUUACUAGGAGCUGUUCCUGCCAGGGCUUUCAGCAGUGAAGCAUUUUCCGAAGUUGUAGAUUUUCUGGGUGAUUGCUUGUCGGACUACACUGAAGACAAGCGUGGUAACAUUGGCAGAAUAGUGCGGUUGGCUGCUAUCGAUACAACACGAUCCAUUAUGACGCGUAUCGCCCGGACGGACCCUCUGGUACUUACUCCGGAAAGGCUUAAUACGGUCGUGAUAAACUUACUACGGCUAUUUGCCGAGGGCAUCCCAGACUUGCGGGCGCGUGCUGGGCAGCUUCUCCUGUAUUUAGUGAAAUCGGAUGAUAUUCCCGAUUUCUCUGGCAAAGUAGCCAUGCGGGAGUUAUUAUGCCGGUCGCAUGCACGCACUGCGGUAUGGACGAUGGGAUCGCGUACCUAUCCGUUAGCUGUUAGUCUGCUCUCCGUGCCGGCAGCCGAAAUUCGCUCUGCCGUGAUGCUGGGACUGAUAUCCAGUUUGGGCAGUCUAACCGAGUCGACGGUUAGGGAAUCGAGUGCGGCGUUUCGGACCUACGCUCGGGAGCAUUCCCAGGAUUUGUCAGUCAUGGUGGCGUUGGUCGACACACUGAAGCAAGCUGUAAAGCAAGCCAUGAAGGAAGACAGACUGGUUUUGCCCGCUUUGAAUACAUUGAAACAAAUCUUUGCCGGUGGUGUAUUUUAUCAGAAUGUGGAUGAAAAAGAGCCACAAUUGCUGAUAGACCUCCUGAACGUCGUUCAGCACUUACGCUUAUCGCAGAGCACAGUGAAAGUGGUGGCACUGGUCGAAGUAUAUGCUGAAGCACUGCAAUUUGCUGAUCCGAUUAGGAAAUUCGCUCUGGAGCGACUGCUUCCGUUUUUAUCUCAUGUUUACCCUCGGGUGCGCGUGGUUUGUGCUACCAAGUUUCACGAAAGUGUUGUAACAUGUGAGGAAAUUAUCCCGGAAGAACAUGCGGACACGAUAUGUACCUUGUUAACUGAAUCGCCUUGGGCGCAUUCUUUGGAAAAAUCACAGGAAGUUUUGGGCACUAUCGCUGGUAUGUUACAUAUGAACAUCAGGCCCAUGCAGCUGAAGGUGAAAAAGACUAAGCCAUAGAGUAGAUCUUAAGCAGUUUUUAUGUGAUUGUACGAGAUAUUUAGGAUCCUUUUAUAAAUUGCACAUGCGUUGUGAGUGACAAAAUCUUUUUUAGUUUUCUGUUGGUUUCUUAGGUUUCUUAGGCAAAAUCUUUUAUUUAUUCGUAAAACUGUUUUUACGAGUAAAUUACAAGUCGACGCCUUCUAAUUUUACAAUGUUCCUGUUUUCUAUAAAAAUGAACAAAUGAAUUCACAGAAGCAACUCUCCAGGCGCAAACAUAUGGAAUAAAAAAUUGUAGAACAAAGGCUG